CAAGCUUAACGUUAUGUAUAUUUGGAUUAUGUCUUUUGAUAAUUGGAUCAAUUAUGCUUAUCUCUAGAGAGAAGGAGAUGGAAAAUACAAGUCAAUUCGAUUGUGGAAUUACAACAAACUGGUCAAAUAGUACACAGUCAAAACAACUGCAAAGAUUAGGCAAUAGACGACGAUGUUACAGUACAGGGUUAAAUGAAUCUACCUUGAUUACAAGCAUACCAAAUAUUUCCAUGAAACCGCUAAUGGAUAUAACAAACCCAUUUCAAACAACUAGUAGUAUGAAAUAUAACGAUUCCAACUAUAUUCUUUUAGCUGCAACUAAUUGUUCAAAUAUUCAGUCUAAUUUUAAUAAUACAAAUACGAUGCAUAAUUUACUCGAUGGAGGAAUCAACGGCGGCAUAACUCUGUCAAACACUGAAAGGAAUCCUGUUUUGUAUCCAAGUAGCCGCUUGCGUCUUGGAGAAAUUUUCUAA
Messenger RNA from Trichobilharzia szidati, 473 nucleotides. The record is from the annotation of a GenBank genome assembly. Lineage: Eukaryota; Metazoa; Platyhelminthes; Trematoda; Strigeidida; Schistosomatidae.